AUGGCCGCCAACGAUAAGAAGAUUACCCAGAUCACGAUUGAACGACGAGGCUCCAAAGACUCCCUCGACGUCAGGACUCCACGCGCAGCACGCUUCGCCGAAGCAACAUCAGUCUACUCGCCGGUUGAUCCUCCUCGGUCGCCCAUCGAGUACCCAACCAACCACUACAAGCCACAACCCCAGAUCGCAGACACAGGCUUCGGCUACAUGCAAUCCGUCGAGAUGGAGGAAACCGAUCGGAGGUACCUUCCUCCACCAACCCCCAAAACCCCACUCAAGAGUGCAUUGAAGUCGCCUGGCGCUCCGCCCCGGACGCCGGCCGGCGCAAUGUCAAUCAUGAGCCCUACCUUCCGGGAAGAGCAUCAGCUUGAGAAGCGGGAAGCCAUGACCGACAAGGAGCAAGCAAAGGAUUUGAAAAUCAAGGUUCGCGUUCGACUAGCAAAGAUCUUCCUACGGGGCAUCAACUUUGCCUGCUCGCUCAUCGUCCUUGCCAUGGUCGCCAGUGCCUUUGCCAUCUUCAACGCCACAAAGAACCUCGCACCAAGGAACAACCUUCCACCAUGGGCCGAUAACACCAAGGUCUGGCCUCAGAUUCUUCUGCUGUCCAUCGCCUGCGUCUCCCUCGUCAUGUCUAUCUUUGUCAUCAUCGCCUACUGGAGAGGAGGUCACCAUCGAGCUGAAAAGGUUGCGGCAUACUACACUGUCUUUGCUGUUGGAUUCUUCAUCUUUAGCAUCGUCAUGUGGGGUGUUGGUGCAGCCGUAUUCAACCAAAGCAAAGCGCAGAACAACAACAAAGACAUGUGGGGUUGGUCCUGCGUUGACAAUAAGCGACGACAUCUCUUCGAGGACGAUAUCGCCUACGGCCUUGUCUGCCGUCUUCAGAACUGGGCUCUCGUUUGCUGCAUCAUCGAAGUCGUAAUCGAAGUUCUAGUCAUUGCCAUCUACGGCAUCGUCUUCUACCGCUUCUGGUCUAAGCGCAAGCUCCGCAAGUCCAUGGCCAUGCGCGACCGUGCCCGUUCCGAUCUCUACCUCGCCCAGCUUCGCUCGCAAUCCGCACCCAACACCCCUGGCUUUGGUCCCAUGUCUCCCCGCUCCGGCGGCUGGCGCCCACCUCCAGGUCACCCAAUGUACGUUGACCCGCACUCUGCCGCUGAGGCUGGCGAGAGCGACAAGGUCCAAUACGCCUACGCUCGCGAGAUUGCUCAGCCCCAACCAUUCACUCUCCAGGCACCGCCUAUCAAGGUCACUGGUGCCACACCCAAAAUCGAGCAAGAUGGCUUCGACUCUGCACCCGCACGGACAGGCACCGUAUCCCCACCACUGCCAUCUCCAGGCUUCCAAGAAAGGAGGAACGAGCAUGUUGCUGCUGCGCCGGGUGAACAGCAGUACGCUGCUGUUCCCAUCCCCGGUGCUUACACACCGCUAGCAUCGCCCUCAUACCCACCUCCACAACAGCAACAACCCACAGGCUUUGACUUUGGCUCUUCAGUGACAGGUCAGCGAUAA
Alternaria incomplexa is the source of this 1506-nucleotide messenger RNA. RefSeq lists its product as uncharacterized. The record is from RefSeq and is a predicted model, not a curated record. The transcript is spliced from 3 exons. The coding region runs from base 1 to 1506 and encodes 501 amino acids. Lineage: Eukaryota; Fungi; Ascomycota; Dothideomycetes; Pleosporales; Pleosporaceae.